This is a messenger RNA of Schistosoma margrebowiei, 390 nucleotides long. NCBI's taxonomy places the organism in Eukaryota, Metazoa, Platyhelminthes, Trematoda, Strigeidida, Schistosomatidae. The record is from the annotation of a GenBank genome assembly.
AUGCCAAAAUCAGAUGACCCCAGUAAAAAGCAAUUUGAGGAAGCGAAAAGACUGGCAGGAGUCCCAAUUGAAUGGGAUAAACUUCUUACUGAUUCACUAAAACUAGCAUUUCAGAAGGAAGAUAUUGAUUUUGAUGAUGAUGCAAUGUUACUUGAAUGUUACGAAAACCAUAUCAAAACUCUCCAAGAAAAUAUACCAUCCGAACGUCUUCUGGUACAUCGACUUGGAGAUGGUUGGGAACCAUUGUGUAGAUUCUUGAAUGUGGAUGUACCAGCUAACAAACCAUACCCUAAGAUGAAUCAACGGUCUGACAUGAUCAAGCUAAGGGAUUUGAUAAAGAAAUUUGGAUCGAUUGAGGAAGUCGCUAGAAUGCAUCCAGGAAUUAUGUAA